Molecule: messenger RNA, 2331 nt
Organism: Cryptosporidium ubiquitum
Lineage: Eukaryota; Apicomplexa; Conoidasida; Eucoccidiorida; Cryptosporidiidae
Exons: 1
Coding region: 1-2331 (776 amino acids)
Biological process (GO): Golgi organization
Cellular component (GO): Golgi apparatus
Source: RefSeq, a predicted model, not a curated record
AUGGGUUCAUCUAUUUCUAAAGAUAAAGAACUUUCAAUACCAGAAAACUGUUUGAAAUUUAUUGAGCCAUUUUUAAAAAAUGAGAAUAUAAGAGCAGAUUUAUCACUUUUGAAUGAAUUGCAAAAACCGGUCAUUAACCAAAUUGAAGAUAAUUCAACAAUUGAUCAAUUUGUUUUUGAACGUAUUUCUUCGAAACUAUUCCUGAAUAAUGCAAACAGUGGUAAUUUUCGCUCUUUAUCUCUAUUUUUUGCUGAAAUACUAUUUGAAAAAGAGAGGGAAUUAUACAUUUCAAUUGAAAACAACAAAGUGCAGCUUGAUUAUCAAAUAGCGAGCAUAAACCAUAUAAUUGGUCUGGGUAUAAUAAUUAAAUUUAUUAUUGUGCACUAUUUAAAGAACUUUGGAAUAGACCAACUAAUUAAAUCCGCAGAACAUAAACAGUUUCUUAACUUUGUUAAUGAAUCGAAUAAUGCAACGAGUGAAUAUUUUAAAGAACUUGAAAAAUCUAUUAUUUUUAGCGAAAAAUAUAAUGAAAAACAAGGAGUUAUAAAUAAAAAAUUAGAUCUAAUUCUAUAUGUAUGUAAAUCAUCAAAAUGUAUAGGAGAAAAUGAACAUUUAUUAGAAUCAUUUGAAAAUCUAUCUGUGUUUGGGCAAUUUUUCUCAAGAAUACCUUCAUUCCUGGUAUGUUCUCAAAAAUAUAUUGAAAAUACUAAAUCAUUAAGCGAGAUAUGUAAUUUGCUGAUUAACCUUCAGAAUGCCCUAAUGGAUAUUAUGUUGAUAUUAUUUCUUCCUAAAAUCGAAAAUAACCUAAAUUUAGAUGAAGGUGAUAUUUACACAUUUAUUACAUGUUUUCAAAUUCAUUCAUUAAUCAACUCUGAAAAAAAUAUAUAUUGUGAAGAUGACUCUGAUUACUUUGAAGAUAAUAGGUACCUAUUCCUACAAUAUUUAAUCAAGAAGUCACUAGACUCUGAACAAAAAUGUCAAUUAUUUGAAAUAAAUAGGAAAAAAUCAAUUUUACUACUUGCAACAAUUCUUUUUAAUCCUCCAGAAUUAAAAUUCAAUAUAUAUGCUGAAUGGAUUAAAAAUUUCUCUGAUCCAAGAUUUAUUCCAGAUAGUCUUGCUUCAUCUGACUCCAAUACGGACUCAGAUCUGGAUCUUAAUCAAACUAACUUUGUCAACUUUCCUUACUUCGAACAAGCUUACCGUUCCGUAAUUUUUGAUGGCACUCUUGUAAAGCACCAUCUUUCUGUUUUUUUGCUAUAUUCUUUAGUACAUUCAAAUUCAUAUUUUAUUUCUUAUUGUUUAUCAAGAGCAGAUCCAGAUGCCUUAAUACUUGCAUUGCUAGAGCCCGUAUAUAUUAUCUCAAAAAACAUGGAUGAAACAAAUUUACGUAAAAUUGUCGCACUCCUCUCUAUUAUUCUCAGAUUGACAAAUGAUCCUAAUUUAUGCAAAGCUUUGCAUUACACAAAAAUUGAAAACCUUCCAUUUUGGUUAGAGGAAGAUUCUUUAAAAAAAUUAAUUUACAAAUGUAAUAGUAAUCAAGAAGAGAAUGAAUUUGAGCCAUCAGAAAAGCACUCAAUAACUAUUGGAAAUAUUUUAUUAAUUGUGCUACUUAGAACAAUGUUUUAUAACUACAAAUCCAGUAAAGAUAUUUAUUUAUGUAACAUUAUUUAUUCUAUUAUUGAAAACGUUUCAAUAUAUAUGAAAAACUUUCAUUGGCAUGUUGCAGAAAAACUAACUCAUUAUAUAAUUUUCCUAAAUAGCCAAGUAUACUGCUCACUAAAUACCUAUAAUGGGGAUCAGUCCAACUUUAGAUUCUUUAAUCGAUUCUAUUGUGGAAUUUUAAUGCAUAAAGCAUUACUCAAACUAAUUAUUGAAAGUUUAAAAGACGAGAAUUUAUUAUCAAAUUCUGAACUUAUUUAUAUAAUAAUUAAAUUUUCAUUAAUUGCUGAAAUUCAAAAGUUGAACUUUUUUCUCAAAAAAUGUAUAUAUAAUUAUAGAAUAAUUGAUUCUAAAUUAACUGUUGCAGGUAAAAGGUCAAACCCUUUCCCUUCCGUAACAGAAAUUCUUAAUUCAAUUGUAGAGUUUUAUGAACAUAUCAAAACAAUCACAGUGAGUUUUGAGAAUGAACUAAUAAACAUUGAAAAUAUUUCAACAACUGAAAACAUAUACACAAUCUUCCAAACUAUUCAAAAUAUUAUUUUAUCAAAAAGACAGCCAAAUAAAAUAUUUUAUACUAGUAAACAUGCAAUAUUUACACGAAAUGACUACUCAGAAUUUAGAUUUUAUUUCAAGACGAUUUAUUUUGAAUAUUGGGGUAAUUCCCUCAACUAA